Striga hermonthica is the source of this 1183-nucleotide messenger RNA. Lineage: Eukaryota; Viridiplantae; Streptophyta; Magnoliopsida; Lamiales; Orobanchaceae. The record is from the annotation of a GenBank genome assembly.
AUGGAGUCGCGUAUCAAGUGCCUACGAAAUUCAAUGGAUAGACUACCAGACGAGCUGAUAAUCUACAUAGUGUCACUUUUACCUUUGAAAGAAGCUAUACGGACUAGUGUCCUCGCCCGAAAAUGGCAAUUCUUCUGGAUUUCUAAUACGAUGCUUGACUUUGAUGCUUCAUUAUCAAUUCGUGAGUUCAAGAAUAAUAGAAGGUCCCUUUCAAGUGAAAGGAUAAGAUACACUGAGCAGGUGAAUCGAUUGCUGAGCCUGCAUUCUGGUGAGUCCAUAGACAAGUUCCGGAUAUCGUUCGACUUGGAUAUAAGUUCUGCCCGGGAUAUCGAUAGAUGGAUCAAAUUUGCAUUUGCAAAGAGGGUUAAAAGGCUAGCAUUGGAGUUCGUGCAGCCCGGUCUUUAUAGAUACGGUCAAUACACUUUUCCAAAGCAGGGUCUACCGGUUUGUGAGUCUUUGGUCUCGCUCGUUCUGUGUAAAGUGGCAAUUGAUGGAGAAACUCUCGAGUGUUUUAUAAGUAACUGCCCAUUACUCGAGGAAUUACAUGUGGAAGAUGCAAACUGUUUGAGAAGUUUGAAGGUCAGCUGUUGCCCGAAUCGGCUGAGGCGGCUGGCGAUAAUUGAUUGCCUGGACUUGAGGAGGCUCGAUAUUUGCUCGCCUGAUCUCGUCUCGUUCACAUUGGACGCGUCCGAAAUUGCUGUGACCCUGAAAAGUGUUUCGUCUAUCGUUGACCUAACCCUUGGGGCACUAUGGCCUUGCAAGCUGUCCACUUAUUUGUUCAGAAUUUCCGGGUGCUUGGCUCGGUUGGAGACACUAACGCUACACACGUCCAUAAUACAGGAAAUUGAAGAGAUGGACUUCCCAAAUUUACCGAGCCUCAAAAAGUUAUCAAUUGAAGUUAAAGGAGUUGGUUGUUGGAGCAUCCGUUGCUUUGUCCCAUUGAUAUAUGCUGCACCCAUGCUUAGUGAAGCUGUGUUCAAGCUGAAACCCAGUGUUCUGAAACCAAGAUCAAUACGACGACCAAACAUAGGAAAAAGACGACACGAUUGCCUCAAAGUGUUUGAAAUAAUCGGUUUUGAAGGCACGGCAGUCGACAUAGAAUUGUCCCUAUAUGUGCUUGAGAGUGCCUUUUCGCUAGAAAAGGUGGUUAUUAAUGGCCGCACUAAAACAGGAGAUCAAAUUG